Messenger RNA from Dinoponera quadriceps, 4632 nucleotides. RefSeq names its product zinc finger protein 62-like. Gene Ontology annotation, biological process: regulation of transcription by RNA polymerase II. The coding region runs from base 298 to 3306 and encodes 1002 amino acids. The transcript is spliced from 3 exons. The record is from RefSeq and is a predicted model, not a curated record. Gene Ontology annotation, molecular function: chromatin insulator sequence binding. NCBI's taxonomy places the organism in Eukaryota, Metazoa, Arthropoda, Insecta, Hymenoptera, Formicidae. Gene Ontology annotation, cellular component: chromosome.
GCAACCUCAACGUGGCCAGUCAGUGUGGUUAGGACCACCUCCGCGGUCGUCACGUCCUCACCUUCGCCGAAUACUCGCUUUUCGAUCUACUUCUACCCGGGAUUCGCCAUCACCAAUCCUAUCCUACCAACUAAUCGCUUACUGUGCGCAUGAGUCCGCGGCAUGAGAUAACGGGCAUUGGCGUGACUGUCCAUUCGGGACUUAACGGCGAGGUUGGGCUACGUUCCACACAGCGACCGUGCGGCAGAGAUCGUGCUGGCUCAUCGCUAAGCGUUUCAGGUUGUACUUCACCCGAAAAUGCCGAACGACGAGGUCGCGUCGACGGCCGAGCCUCGGCGCGAAGCCACGAACGGUGAUAUCGGUUACACGGCGUCAUCGUCCUCACCCCCUCGGCUCGACUUCGAGUUCAAGGAAUGCAAGACGGAGCCUGGCUCGGCUAGCGAGGACCUGUCGGAGUUCGACAGAUUUUCACCAAAUCUUGAUGGCACACUAGACAUUCCAGUACUGGAACCAGUUGUCUUGCUAGAAAAAUGCGAUAAGAUUUGGAAAACAUUACAGCUGAUAAAGACUAUGCAACGUACAAGCCCGAUAACGACGAGUGAUGAGGGAGAGGGAGACGAAGGAGAAAGGGAAGAAGUGGAAGAAGAUGAGAAAGUAGCAUCGUCUCCGAACAAGACCGAACAGACACUGUCUAUCAAGAGUGCACAUAAGUCGACAAAUGAUAGUAAAACACCUUUUCAGUUCUCAGUCCAAAAGACAAGGAGGUUAUAUCCUUGUGUCACAUGCGGGAAGCAAUAUUUGGAAAAGAGAUCCUUAAGGAAGCACGCAUUGAGAAUACACGGAAUUAUUAUUCCCGUGAAAUUCAGACGUACCAGAAAGCCCAGAAUAACUGAUCUGCUUGACUUGAAUAAAAACAACGGGACUACUUUAUUCAAUAAAGGCAAUGGUAAUUCGGAAAAACUUGAUAACAACAGACCUUUGUACGGGAGAACGACAAUUUUCAAUGAUUUGAAAUCACAAAACGUAUCCAGUCUUAAUUCCAGCAAUGAUCAGUCCGAAAAUGUAAGUGCAUUCACCUCUGAAAAGGGACAAUACAGUACAUGUGCAUUGUGCCGACAGAAAGUAAAGUGUUUGAAGAAACAUUUGAUCAACUACCAUAAAAUUGGAUGUUCGGCAAAUAUGUUGAAGCAGUUGGAAACGUCGCUAGUGGUCGAGAGUGGAUCAUCAUCAUCAUCAUCAUCUAGCAGCGGCAAACCCACGUUAAAAGACAUAUUGUCCGGUAAGCCUCCGGAAGCGUUAUCUGUUAAUAGGAGUAUGCAAGGUAAAUCGCAUACAACAGACAGUGAGAACAAAUCUCACGUGACGUCUCAAGUACCGCAAAAGCGAAAAUACACCUUGUCCUACGUGAGCACCAAGAAAAGAUUCAAGUUGAACAACGGACGUUUCGUUUCUCUUCAGAACGCGUCUAAGUUUGCGCAGGUUCAGAGUACGUCGAAGUUCACGCCCAAGUUCGCGCAGGUGCGUGUGAAAUAUCUCUCGAAGAAUAAAUACAAGUGUGAUAUUUGUCUAGGAGCAUAUUCGAGCCCCAAUUGCCUUGCCAAGCAUAAACGUAUUCACGCGUCCCGUGGGGAAACCAAGGACAACAUUCACAAGUUCGAGUGCAAAUAUUUUAAUUCUCCAUUGAGUAAGAGGUAUCAGGAUAUAAUGUCUUCCGUAAAACCAACUGAUACUGCUGCGAAAGACGUGAACGAUGGCUUAAAUGAAAAUAGAGAACCGGACGAUCCGAAGAUGUCGAGUCAGAAUCAGAGAACCUCGAAGAACGGUCGAGCAGCCACGCACGAUGCGGAUAAAGAAGACACUACUUGCAUAUGCGGAAGGUCGUUUCGAACUUCUCAUAUUUUAUGCGCUCAUAGGGACAAUUGUAAGUUGUAUAACCAGGAGGAUAAAGCGGCACAGCACAGCACAAGAGACGAGUACAGCAGCGACAGGGACUCGGGAAUUGGCAUCAACGUAAUAACAAUCAAGAAACGGAACAAUUCCUACGAGAUAGUCGGCAAAGAUGGCGAGGAGGACAAACAGACCGACCACGGAGCAGAUGGUGCUUUGUCGUCCAAUAUGUCUCAGGAUGCUGUCGAAAACGCCAGCGAUGCGAACGCUGAACAACGGCAGGCGAAUAUUAACGAGACGUCGAACUACAGUAGAAACCACAGCAUUUUGAAGCUGAAGGAUGCGGACGAGGAUGUGAUCAUCGAUAUCGAGAAUGACAUACAGCUACUUUCCAGACGGAAAGGAAAGCAGACGACUGUUCGGCGAGACAACAAGAGCGGUUCGCGAACGCGACAAAACGACGAUGGCGGAGAUGGGAAGGAAGAUAAUACAUUGGAGAGUGUUCCCACUUUGAAGGAAAUAUGCCAAAAGGUCCUUAAGAAGAAUUCAACGUUGCAAAAACAAGAGGAGGACGCGACGACGCGGCCGGAGAAGAAGAGAAAUUUACGGUCGGUUAGUACAAGUCACCUGAAGAUGGAGGAGGACUACGUCGAUCCGGAGGUUUCUAUGGCUAUGAAUCUGGAUCCUAUGACGUGCGCGUAUUGCAACAAGCAUUUCAACACGAUGAACACGUAUAACAAGCAUCAGUGCACCGUCGAGGAGGGCAGGCAAUUCGACGAGUAUUCGUUGAAUUUGCUGUGCUUCUGCUGCAACGAGACGCUGGACAGCUGCAGCCAGUUCGACGAGCACAUGAAGAACGAGCACUACGACCGUGCGUAUCACUGUUACCUGUGCCCCGAGAAGUUCUCGAGCAGGAAACUACGGAACAAGCACACCAACACGCAGCACGACACGUCCUGCAAAUUCUGCCACAUGGACAUUCCUUUGUGGAUACUGAACCUGCACGAGGCUUAUCAUUUGGGCGUCGGCUAUCCCUGCCACAAAUGUAAGAAAGCCUACGCGAACAGGAGGAACCUCUCGUAUCACAACACGACGAUACACAAGAGCGGCGUCGACAACAUGAUAUUCUGUAAUUUAUGCUUGAGAUCGGUUAAACUGAAGUCCUUCCGGUCUCACAUGAGCGCCCACGACCUCAACAAAUGUCACUUCUGCGGCAAAGAGUUCAUCGAUAGGAUAGGUAUCGAGUAUCACACUCGGAUACAUCACGGCGGUACGUUCUCUAAAUUGAAAUGCGCCGACUGCGGUGCGCGUUUCUGGACUAAGCGGCAGCUCGAGCAGCACAAGAAGACAGGCCGGUGUGGUACUAUAAAGAGGAUGAGGGAGGAAAGUAACAAGACGAAAAGCGCUGACUAUUGUUAACGGCGAAAGGACAGUUUGAGGAGGGGGUAUAGAACACGGCGGACAGAUUAAGAAAAAUGAAUCGAUGAAAUUUAUCCGGACGUGCAAUCGAUCGCGCUCAAAAUUAUUUUCAACGUAACAUCGUAUGCUUGAGUCAUUAUCGUACGUUAUUAAAAAACAACGGGAAUGUCAUCUUAUUAUGCUAGACAAUUGAUUACAUGUUUUUAAGCACUUGUGUAUUCCGUUGAAAUAUGUAGUCUGCAAGUAACAUCUUUACUAAUACUUUGUUAAUCUAACUUCACAGUAGAUGUUUUCAUUUUACGAUGAUUAUGAUGAUUUGUUCGUAUCUCUAUAUGGUUAGCCUUAUAUCACUUGUAUGAAGUGUAAUCGAUAAAUUAGCGGGUAUCGAGCAGAUUGUACGACAAAAUGUUUGGUUUGGAUUUAAUUAUAAUUGACGAUGAUAAUCUGUAACAGUGAGAAGAAGCCUCUUCAUUUAACGUGUAAAUAGUACGAACUUGCGUUAUUAAUAUUGCGACAAUGCGUGUUAACUUGAGAUUAACAUUUUGCUACACGAUGACGAGACAGUUUCUAUCAGUAAUAACCAUGGAAUAAAACACGUUUAAAUCGCAGGAAAGUAUUUUUACGAACACGUCAUUUAUAUCAAUAACAUAUUGUUUAUUUUUGAAGCUGCCGCUACAUGAAAGUCGGAACAAGCCAAAGUUGCGUGAUCGCACAGACCGGCGUGACAGCCUCAACAUAUAAAGUUAUACAACUUCCUAUAAGAUGUAGAAUUUCCCAUAAGAGAUGCGUCAUGUGCUUUAGAAAGAUACAUGAAACUUCGUGUGUAAAGGCUAUCGUGGCGGUCUGUAAAUGGAAUACGUAUAUUAUUUGUUAAAUAUCAAAAUAAUACCACGUCGUCAUAUGUGAUAUAAUAUAAAGAUAUCAAUUUUUCCAACAUUAUGUAUAUUCGUCAAUCAGCUAUUCUAUAUUUAUAUAUAAAUAUAUAUAUGUAUAUGUGUCGCGACAAGAGUUGUUGAUCAAUAUUCGAUCGAUCAAUUAAUUAAUAUUUAUGUAAAAAUAGCGAAUUGUCCACUUCUAUCGUGACAUAUAUGUAUAUAUCAGAUAUUAACCUUAUCUUGUCGACGACGUUUGUUUCUGAGAUAUGAUAGCAUCAAUUAAUGUAAGAUAUACGUUCUAUUUUACUUUCCAUUUUAUUAAGUUGCUGAGAAGCGUCUUUCUUUUUACAUGAUUUAAUCUAGUAUGUAGAAGUAUUACUCUAAUAUUGAUAUUUGAUGUAAAAACAAAUUCAAAAACAAAACAACAGUAUAAAUAAAGUUCAUUUACGGA